Messenger RNA from Arxiozyma heterogenica, 2004 nucleotides. RefSeq names its product tubulin gamma chain. Gene Ontology annotation, cellular component: gamma-tubulin complex; cytoplasm; microtubule. NCBI's taxonomy places the organism in Eukaryota, Fungi, Ascomycota, Saccharomycetes, Saccharomycetales, Saccharomycetaceae. The transcript has 2 exons. Gene Ontology annotation, molecular function: GTP binding; structural constituent of cytoskeleton. Gene Ontology annotation, biological process: mitotic sister chromatid segregation; mitotic spindle organization; microtubule nucleation. Bases 1 to 2004 code for a protein of 667 amino acids. The record is from RefSeq and is a predicted model, not a curated record.
AUGGCAGGUGAGAUUGUAACUUUGCAAGUUGGGCAAUGUGGAAAUCAGAUAGGCCAACAAUUUUGGUCUCAGUUGACUAAAGAGCAUGGGAUUGAUAGAGAUGGCUAUACACAAUUCUUUAAUAUACAAUCAUCCUUUAGAGACGAUAAUACUGAUCCAUUUUUUAAAGAUAAUGAUAAUGGUAGAUAUACCCCUAGAGCAAUAAUGCUUGAUUUGGAACCUAAGGUAAUUAAUGAUGUUUUUAACAAUUUUCAAGGUUUAUUUGAUCAAAGAAAUGUUUGGGUUUCACAGGAAAGGUAUGGUGCAGGGAAUUCGUGGGCUAAGGGUUAUGAUGAAGGAAGAAGGAAUAUGGAAUAUAUAUUGAAUAUUAUUGAUAAAGAAUUAGAAUCAACGGAUAAUUUUGAAGGUUUUCAAUUAUUACAUUCAGUAGCAGGUGGUACUGGGUCAGGCCUUGGAUCUAAUUUGCUUGAAGCAUUACAAGAAAGAUAUCCAAAAAGUUUUCUCACGACUUACUCUAUCUUUCCAAGUAAUGAAUCAGAGGUUGUCGUGCAACCUUACAAUACGAUUUUAACUUUAAGGAGAUUAGUGGAGGAAAGCGAUGCUAGUAUUGUAUUCGACAAUAAUGCAAUUUCAAAUCUUUCAUCCAGAAUAUUUAAAAAGUCCAAUGUUGGUUACAGUGAUUCAAAUCAACUGAUUGCGGCAGUUAUGUCUUCAGUAACAAAUUCAAUUCGAUUUCCUAGUUAUAUGUAUUCAUCAUUACAAAGUAUAUUUUGUACUUUAAUUCCCACACCUGAUUUGCAUUUUUUGACACCAUCAUUCACACCUUUUUCAUCUGAUUACAUUACACAUACUAGUGAUGAUAGGCAUAAUACUGCUUAUGAUGUUAUUUUAGACCUUAUAGAUAGUACGACAUCUUUAACUACACAGACAGAAAAAAAUCCAGUAUAUUUCAAUACAUUUUGUACUUUGAUUGGGUCAAUCGACAACAAUGAUAUAUUAAGAGGUAUUAAUAAAAUACAACAUCGUUUGCAAUUUGCACCAUGGUCAGUUACUUCGAUUCAUGUAAAUAUGGGAAGACGUUCCCCUUAUUUAACUUCUCAAAAGGAUUCAAAUUAUAUAAAUGGUAUGAUGUUGAGUAAUAACUCAGGAAUAGUUCCUCUACUGACCAAUUCGUGUGAAACUUUUGAUAAGAUAUUUGCCAAAAGGGCAUUUUUGAAUGCGUUUAGAGAAGUGGAACCCUUUAAUAGGGAUGAUUUGGAAUUUACAGAUUCUAGAAGUAUUGUACAAAAUGUCAUUGAUGAAUACACUGCUGCUGAAGAAAAGGAUUAUUUAGACGAUAUUCUCAUAGAUGAAGAGAAUAUGGCGGAAAAGGGGGAGUAUAGUGUUUCUAACGAUAACAUCAAGGAGGCAAUUAACUAUUAUAAAGAAGCUAAUAAAGAGAUAGACAAUAUAUUGUUAGAAGUGAAGGGACAAGAUGACAUUAAUAAUAGUAUAAUUGAAAGUGUAGAACUGUUAGGUAAAAACAUAUCUCAAGUAAUCUUUGAAUUAAACAAUAUUAAUGAACGAAAAUGGCCUCAAGCCGAAAAGGAUUUGGUAGACAGGUCAACAAUUCAACCAAGAGAUAUAUUGGAAGGUUCUUAUGAUUCUAUGUCGUUAGAACAAAAUUUAAAUAAAUUAAGUCCUCAAAAUGAUCCAUUGCUUAAUAUGAUUUUAAAUAAACUGCAAACUAGUUUGUUAGAUGUAAUUAAAGCUACUGAGUCACACUCAAGAAUUGCCAAAGAUUCUAGUGUUAAUGAGGGAAAAGAGCAGAAAAUUGCACAAUACAUUGAACAAUUCAAAAAUGAAAUAAUUUGGUAUGAGAAGAAGAAGUUUUCGCAGUACAAUAUCGACUUGGUUACUUUAACCAAGGAAAAUGCUCUUUUACAUAGACAUAUUGAGGAAUUACAAGAUCGAUGGAAUAAUUUGGUGGAAAGUGCCAGAAAGAAAAAAAGAGAACAAAGAUGA